This is a messenger RNA of Solanum pennellii, 1534 nucleotides long. Its product is annotated as acetylajmalan esterase-like. The coding region runs from base 26 to 1180 and encodes 384 amino acids. Gene Ontology annotation, molecular function: hydrolase activity, acting on ester bonds. Lineage: Eukaryota; Viridiplantae; Streptophyta; Magnoliopsida; Solanales; Solanaceae. The transcript has 5 exons. The record is from RefSeq and is a predicted model, not a curated record.
UAAUUAUAACAUUUCAAGUUGGAUCAUGGCAUUCACAAUAAGAGUUGUAGUGCUUCAUCUGUUGAUAAUAGAAAUAAUAAAAAUAAGUUCGUUGCUUCUUCAAGCUAACGCACAAGAAUUAUUAAUAAAGCUCGAAGAACCGAAAUUGAAGAAAUGCGGAAUUAAUAGAAUUUAUCAGUUUGGUGAUUCACUUUCCGAUACCGGAAAUUGCCUGAGAGAGAGCUAUUGUGGAGCUCAUACUGGGUGUAGAUUCCCUCCUUAUGGAAUGAAUUUUUACCAGAAAGAAAUAACGGGGCGUUGUUCUAAUGGAUUGCUCAUGGUUGAUUUCAUGGCGCUGGAAUGUGGUCUUCCUCUCCUAAAUCCGUCCUUGGAAGAAAAUGCAAAUUUUAGUCAUGGUUCGAAUUUCGCAGUAGCAGGGGCUACUGCUUUAUCAGUUGAACAACUUGCAGAGAGGAACAUUUCUAUGUCUUAUACAAAUAGUACAUUAACUGUGCAGCUUCAUUGGAUGUCUUCUCAUUUCAAUUCCAUUUGCUCUACGGAUUGCCCAAAAUAUUUGGAAAAGUCACUUUUCCUAGUUGGAGAAAUAGGAGGAGAUGAACUUGCGUAUGGGUUUAUCCAAGGUAAAACCAUACAAGAGUUGCGAACAAUGGUGCCUGAUAUUGUUCAUGCCAUUAUUCGCGGUGUUAGAAGAGUUAUAAGUUUUGGAGCUACUCGAAUUGUAGUUCCAGGUAAUAUUCCAGCUGGUUGUAACCCGGUUAUCCUGACCAUAUUUGGUACCAGACCCUCAACCACAUACGAUGAGUAUGGUUGCGUCAAAGAGUGGAACAAUUUUAUGAUGUAUUACAACAAUCAUUUGAAACGAGGAAUUUACAUGCUGAAGAGAGAAUAUCCAAACAUUUCAAUCAGUUACGGCGACUACUACAAUGCUUAUCUGUGGCUUCGACAAAAUGCUGUUGCUCUUGGAUUCGACAAAAAUUCUGUACUGAAAGCAUGUUGUGGAAUAGGUGGAGAAUACAAUUGUAGAGAAGAUAUGAGAUGUGGUAAUCCAGGAGUCAAAGCGUGUGCAGACCCCAAUAGUUACAUAAGUUGGGAUGGAAUUCAUUUAACACAAAGGGCAUACAGUUGGUUAACAAAAUGGCUAAUCGAUGACAUAAUACCACAAUUAAACUGCCUUGUUUGAAUUCAAUCUUUUAAUUUAUUUUUGUGAGAAAAAAACUGAUAUUGUUGGGUGGCAAUUAAAAAAUGAUAGGGAUUUAAUUUGUCGGAUCUGGCACUAUUUUUCAUGAACAAUGUAUGGAUUGUGGUAGAUGCAUAUUUAUGUCAUGUGUGUGAGUCUUUUAUAUUCUGGUCAUGUAUUUGUUUCUCAAGUUAGUUAUACUUUGUGUCUUUUUACGUCUAGAUAGUGAUAAGAUUUGCCUACAUUUUAUUCUCUUUAUACUCUACUUUGUAAAGUUUCACUCAAUAUGUUAAUGUUGUGUUACUAGUGUCAAUGUUAAUAAGUGAAUAUUUUGGCUGGUAAAUGUAUGUAUGCAAA